Molecule: messenger RNA, 3154 nt
Organism: Drosophila elegans
Lineage: Eukaryota; Metazoa; Arthropoda; Insecta; Diptera; Drosophilidae
Gene: INPP5E
Product: inositol polyphosphate 5-phosphatase E
Exons: 5
Coding region: 477-2714 (745 amino acids)
Biological process (GO): phosphatidylinositol dephosphorylation
Molecular function (GO): phosphatase activity
Source: RefSeq, a predicted model, not a curated record
CGCAGUUCCCACGGCACGGGCCGCACUUGCUCCCAAUUUUCGUAAACAACUUAAAAACGCGGCAGUUCUUGUGAAAUUACAUAAAUCUCUCUGAUGACUGUGGCCUAAAGACAUAGAAGCUCUCUGGCGCCGGAUCCUUCAUAUUUACCUGCCGGCCCAACCCGUCACACACGCAAUCCCCGCCAGUCAACCCAAUUAGCCUGAUUUCGUGUACGUCAUCGCCGGGCCCAAAAUAAUUUGCAUUGCGCGGUCGGGCAGCCAAAAACGCCGGACCAAAGUCGCCUUUUGCAUUGUGCUCGAUGGUGACGUCUGGCUUUACUAUUUAUAUGGCCAGCGGGCCAGAGGCCAUAGCACAAUGAGCUGGGUUCGAGAGAUCUGCCAGAUAGCGCUCAUUUACUUGACAAAAGGCACGGGCGCGAUGACCACUUAGCACCCCAGAUGAUAGCUACAUUUCGGUACGAACCAGUACAGCCACCAUGCAGCACAGCACCGCGGGCAGCGAGGAGCGGAUCACCAGUUCCACCAGCAGCCCCAGGUCCGGCCACAAGACCGCUGGCUCCCUGUUUGGCCUGCUGAGCAAGCGACCCAGCAAAGUAGAGCCCCAUCCUGUUACCCCCGAAUCCCCAAGGGUCCAGCAAAGACCCCUGUCCGCCUGCGGACAGUACGAUGUGAGUUUCGCCAAGUGCAGUGCCGAGACGGCCGGCAAUCAUGUGAACAACAAUGGUAGCACUCACAAGAGCCAAACCCUGCCGCUGGAGAAGUCGCACAGCGGGCUGAUCAGCUUCCACAGGCGUGCCAAGCCCGCGAAGAGCAAGAAUCACUCGCACCGCCACAGCACGGAUGCGGGAUCCCAGAGCGAUGGAGGAGCCGAUGUGGUGAUGCGACGCAAAUCGCCCAAACACCGAUCGCCGAAUCACAACCGCUUUAGCCACCAGUUCAGUCUGUGCUGCAAGGCGGAGAAGAAACCGCUGACGCCACCUGUCACUGUGCGGUACAACUCCAUCCCGGAUAGCAACAGCGUGCUGCGGCGGGACAACCUCUCGCUCAGCUGGAGCAUGGUGGACAACAACUCGGUGUCGCUGCACUCCAGCGAGGGAUCCUCGCAUCGACCGCGUCCGUCCAGCGAGUGUGCCAGUGCCCCCGAGUCGCCGGUGGCCACCAAAACCUUCUUUGCCCAGUGCAGUCCGGCUGCGGCCAGCGCUUCGGUGGCCAGGAGCGAAAGUCUACAAAAUCGAUCGCCCAUCAGACCCAUUGCAGUAUCUGCCUGUCGCUCCCGACUGCGUUUAAAGCUCUAUCCACCCGGGCAGGAGCUGCCGCCGCUGCAGUCCGCCGAGGAGCCGGGGGACAUUAAGAGAGCCACCACGCCACAGCACAUGUCUUCGCCCAAUAUUGCCACCCAGCCAGAUGAAAUAGAACCCAUACAGGAGCAGCCCGGUGUGAGGUUUAUGUCGCACGAGAACAUGACCCUCCAACGACAAGGAUCCGGCUCCAAUCUGGCCCGCCAGACUCUGAUGGCGGCACACGCACUGAAUCUCAUCCCGGCGGACAAGGCCAGGGAACGAAGCUAUCUGGAUGGCCGGCUGGGAUCGUCUUCGCUGUUGGGACCCAGUGAACUAGGUCGCGUGCUGCCGCAAAAGGAGGUCACCAUCUUCGUGGGCACGUGGAACAUGAAUGGACACAGUCCGCCCAAACAACUAAACGACUUUGUGUUGCCGCCCAAUGUGGAGCACGUUCCCGAUAUUGUGGUAAUGGGCACCCAGGAGUCCACGCCCGACCGUUUUGAGUGGGAAGUGACCAUUCAGGAGACGCUAGGACCUUCCCACGUGCUCUUUCACGCCACGACACUGGGCACUCUUCACCUGGCGGUUUACAUGCGACGGGAUCUGAUCUGGUACUGCUCGGUGCCCGAGGAUGCCUCCAUGUCCGUGCGCACGGGAUCCGCCUUUCGCACCAAGGGAGCCGUGGCCAUAUCCUUUUGCCUAUUCGGCACUUCCAUGCUGUUCGUGACCUCGCAUUUAACGGCGCACCAGCAGAAGGUGAAGGAGCGGGUGUCGGACGUGAAGCGCAUUAUCAAUGCUCUGGACUUGCCGAGGAAUUUGCCCAAUCUGCGGCAUAAGAAUAAGGAUGUAACACAGAACUUUGACAAUGUGUUCUGGUGCGGCGAUCUGAACUUUCGGCUGGGCGAGCCACGGGAGAAGCUGCUGGAGUGGAUUCAGAAUACCAAGUUCCCGCUGCCAUCGCACUUGCCGCACGGCUACAUGCACACGGAUCAGUUGACUUCCGUGCUUGCGGAUGGCGCCGCUUUUCGCGGAUUCAUGGAGGCGAACAUCACAUUUCCACCUACGUACAAGUACGAUCCGGGAAGUCAGAAUUUUGACACUUCGUCGAAGCAGCGGGCGCCCGCUUAUACUGAUCGGAUUCUCUACAAGUACCGCCAAAUGCAGGGCCUGGUCAUCCGUCGGCAGACUCUUGUGCCGGGCGUGUCCACGCCCACGCAGCCCUACGUCCAGUGCCUGCUCUACGACUCGGUGCCGUCGAUAACCACCUCGGACCACAAGCCGGUGUGGGCGCUCUUCCGAACACUCAUCCGAGCAGGAACCGAUGCAAUUCCCCUGGCUGCUGGCCUCUUCAGCCGCGACAUUUACCUGGAGGGAAUGCGACGGCGAUUGAAUAACCAAUAUACCGGCGCCUCGGCCGUGUGUGUGCUACAGUAAACUACUGAGGUGCUAACCAAAGUUAGGAAUAGUAGGCCUUCUUUACCUGGGAAUCUAUUUAGUCAUUACUCGAAUCUCAAAGUACUAGUCAAUGCUUUCCUACGGUUGUGUGACGUCUUUGUAGUACCCCGAUUAGAUUGUUAUCUAGUGCGCUUUUGGAUACCUAAAUAAUGAUUUAGCCGUGACUUACCCUGCAAUGCUGCGGUAGUUCUUAGGCGCUGCCUUUCGCCUCGAGGCCUUAGUCGUAAUACGUUCCUUAUGAGAUUAUUGAAUACAUACUCGAGCAGCAAUUCUGUACCUCUACUCUGAAGCACAAGCUUAGUCUGUAGUUAAACUAAAUCUGUUAGUUAAAGUUUAGUCAAAUAUUAAAAUGAAAUCGAAAUAUGAAUUACUUUGAAUGUGUAAUCUAAACUAGCAGUAAAUAUACUAUAUGAAUCUGG